UACGGUCAUGCGACAAGCCUCUUCYAUCACCAUCGGUAAAGAAACUAUACAGAAUCUCGAAAGAUGACGCCGGCUGUGGAAAACCCUCCAACAGAGGAUAACACAAAUGAAGCAAUUGCUUCUGGAACUGAAAGUGACAGUGAUGAUGAAAUGCCAGAACUUGAAGAAGCUGGYGAUGGCCAAACCAACAUUUCUGGUGACAUGGCCGCUGCCGCUGGCAUAACAGAGGAACCAGUAAGCAAAGCCAAACAAGGACGUAGUGAAAAGAAAUCCAGAAAAGCAAUUGGUAAACUUAACUUAAAAGCUGUCCCAGGCGUCAACAGAGUUACAGUCAGAAAGUCCAAAAACAUAUUAUUUGUCAUCAACAAACCGGAGGUCUUCAAGAAUCCUGGAUCUGAUACCUACAUUAUCUUUGGUGAGGCAAAGAUUGAAGAUCUCAGUCAACAAGCCCAAGUGCAGGCUGCCGAAAAAUUCAAGACACAACAAGCAGCUCCCACAAUCCCCGAAAACAAACCAGCCGUCGAACAAAUGGAGGAAGAAGAAGGAGAAGAGGUUGAUGAGACUGGUGUGGAAUCAAAAGAUAUCGAACUCGUCAUGCAACAAGCCAAUGUUUCCAAAGCUAAGGCUGUCAGAGCACUUAAAAAUAAUCAAAAUGAUAUCGUCAAUGCUAUCAUGGAACUUACGAUGUAGUAUUGGAUUCAUUUUGUAAUUGAGACACUCGCUUUAAGAAUAUAUAUCCCUGUACAGUUUCUUUACUGUUAAUGCCCCUCAACAAACAUUGAAAAAAUAAAAAAUGAAAACAAC
Exaiptasia diaphana is the source of this 804-nucleotide messenger RNA. Its product is annotated as nascent polypeptide-associated complex subunit alpha. The transcript has 8 exons. Bases 64 to 690 code for a protein of 208 amino acids. The record is from RefSeq and is a predicted model, not a curated record. Gene Ontology annotation, biological process: protein targeting to membrane. Lineage: Eukaryota; Metazoa; Cnidaria; Anthozoa; Actiniaria; Aiptasiidae. Gene Ontology annotation, cellular component: nascent polypeptide-associated complex; cytoplasm.